This is a messenger RNA of Drosophila montana, 522 nucleotides long. RefSeq lists its product as uncharacterized. NCBI's taxonomy places the organism in Eukaryota, Metazoa, Arthropoda, Insecta, Diptera, Drosophilidae. Bases 145 to 393 code for a protein of 82 amino acids. The record is from RefSeq and is a predicted model, not a curated record. The transcript has 2 exons.
GUACGCGACUAUCGCAAUGAAAAGUCAUUUAUCGAUAUUUUACAAGGGCAAAUUUAUUAGUAAGAAAAAAGUAUGGCCACCUUAAUUGAGCGGCAUACUAUAUUUUCCAGCUGAUUAACAUACUGACCAUAGAAUACAACAAUAAUGGAAAAAUUGAAGAAAUCAAAGACGCUCAAGAAAUCAAAAGAGACUGCUCUGGUAGUGAAACUAAUUAAAACUCAACGCAAACAGAAAGAAGUGAACCGCGUGUUGAAACUGAAGCAUGAGAUUCUACUUAAAUCGGAAGUUUCCUACCUAGAAUAUAUUGAAAUGCGCUCCGAGCUUGAGAGACUAAAUACUUUGAAAGAGACAUUCACGCGUCGCCUUGAAAAAUUAAAACAACUGGCAAAAUAGUUGAUAGUUGUAUUAUCAAUGCAUUUUCAUUUAAUCUUAACCCAUAAUUAUAUUGACAAAAUAAGGUGUAUAUGCAUGAAAUGAAUAAAGAAUUUAUUUUAUGCAGGCUUUGACGUUGCGUGAAGAACA